UGUUAAUUAUUCAAGGUGGUACAUAAAGGCGCAACAGAUGAACCCGAAGAACGGCCGGCCGUACAACCAGCUGGCGGUAGUGUCGUUCUACGGCCGCCGCAAGCUGGAUGCCGUCUACUACUACAUGCGCAGUCUCAUGUCCUCGAACCCGUUGCAGUCGGCCCGCGAGCCCCUCCUCUCCAUGUUCGACGACAACCGCAAGAAGUGGGAGAGCGGACAUAGGCCAACGCCGACUCUCGAACAACGCAACCAUGCUGCAGACAAGGAGGGUGUGUCGGUGAAGGGCCGCACUCGCCGCGAGAUCUGGAUCCGACCGGACGGCGGCAAGCGCAUGCUCCGCACCACCUCGGCCGCCCACUCCAACCGACACACACAAGAUGGCGCCGCCGACUCCGAGGACGAGCAAGUCGAGGCCCAGCUCAAGUCCAUGUCCUAUGUUGAUCUCAAUAAACGGUUCUGUGUUAGCUUCCUACACGUGCAUGGAAAACUGUUCACUAAAGUUGGAAUGGAAUCAUUUCAAGAAGCGGGCUUGGCUAUGCUGCGUGAAUUCCGUGUGCUAUUACAACACUCCCCUCUGCCUCUGACCGUCACCAGGUUCCUUCAGCUGCUUGCCCUCAACAUGUUUGCAAUUGAAAACACCCGGCUCAAAAACACCGACCUGGAGCCGGGCUACCGGUCGGCGACGCAAGAGUGCGCGCUGAUCGUGUCGCUGCAGAUGUUCAACCUGAUUGUCGAGCGAUGCGUGCAGUUGCUGCGUGACAGUGCAGCCAACCACACGGAGCCAACGCCCAUCUCAAACCUCACCUCUGACGUGCAUGUCCUCUUGCCCGCCAUCAAGGUUUGGUGUGACUGGCUGCUCAUCCAUAGCAGAGUCUGGAAUCCUCCACCAUCUUGUCGUGAUUACAGAGUUGGGCCAUCUGGAGAUGCAUGGACAAGGCUGGCAACACUGGUCAAUCUUCUUGAUAAGUUCAAUACGCAUAGAGACUUCCUCAGUACUGAACAAUUGCCAGAUUCUGAGCUUGUAAGACUGCCUGAAGAUGUAACGCUAAGUGGAUUCACUCCACUCAUGUACAACACACAUGAUCCAAUUUAUACGAACGGCAACUGUGAUAUGGAACUGGCGCAAAUUUCAUUAAGGAUACAUAAGAUCAUGUUCUUUGGAACAGAAUUUCUGUGCGGUGUCGAUCCUCCUGUACUCAAACUACAGAAGUACGAGACUGGUGUCAGUGAAUAUGUUUCUGUUGUUGAAAUACCAAGCCCUCCCGUACAGACAUCGAGUUGUUGUGUUGUUCAGAGCGACAACGAGGAGGUAUGCAUAGAGAGCGGUGACGAAUCGGAGGAUGAGGAUGAGGAGGAGAAGGAGGAGGUGGCUGAGGGGGAGAGCGACGACUCGGGCAAGGCGACCGGCGUUGAGGAGGAGGCAGAGUCCUCCUCACUCGAAAUCACCAAACUGCGCAAGCGUAAGGAACAGCUGGAGCGGUCGCAUCGCAAGCAGGAGCGUAGACGACAGAAAGUGCAGGCGAUCCUGCGCGAAUGCGAGAAGACAGUGGAGAUGGAGGUGCGGCCUCACUACCUGGUGCCCGACACCAACUGCCUCAUCGACUACCUGCCUCAGCUGGCCACCAUUGCCAACGCAAAGUCCUCACCCACCAACGAGUACAUCUACUCACUCAUCGUGCCUCUUGUUGUGAUCAACGAGCUGGAGGGCUUGAGCCAGGGCGCGGGGGGGAAGGUGGUAAAGGGUGGAGGAGGAGUGGGGGCUCAGCACUCAGCCAUGGUGGCAGAGGCGGCUCGAUCCGCCCUCCACUUCCUGCGCCUGCCCGGACCCCCCACCAUCAAGGGCCUCACCACACAUGGCAACACGCUCAACUCAAACCGGUUCACCGCCGAGGAGGACUACAGCGAGGAUAUGAAAAAUGAUGAUAAAAUUCUUACUGCUUGCCUUAACCUUAGUCGACUGAAUAGUAAGGAGUCGAAAUCGCAGAAGGAAGAUGGUUCGAGACGUGUGCUGUGUGAAGUGGUGCUUCUGACCGAGGACCGCAACCUGAAGCUGAAGGCGUUGGCCCGCGACAUGCCCGUCUCAGACAUGCCCAACUUCAUCAAGUGGGCCGGCCUCCUGGGGCUCGGCUGAAUCAACCCACCCAGUUGGUCAGUCAAUCAUCUAUUUUUGUAAAUAAGUAACAGUUUGAAACCAAGAGGAAACAGAGAGCAAUGUUGACCUUGACCUGUCUUCCAAUUCAACUCCACAUCCAACUGAUGCCUCCUCAUGCCUGCAUUACUCAGCCCACAUUAGUAACUAUGAUCUCAGCUGCAAACAUUGGUCCCAUUUUGUGGCUGAAAACCACUACAGCGAUCAUUUUGUCAAUUGAAUAGUCUAAGUAUUUUGUAGAAUGUAGAGGUUAUAGAAAAGGGUUUGAUGUUAUGAGAAGAAAAAUGUAGAAGAGCUAUUGCCUAUUCCUACGCACGUCUGCUUCGAAUUUCAACUUUUUAUUCCAUUAUUCAACUUGACACUCACACUUGAAUGAAAUAGACGUUUAUUUCUUCAUCGAUAUUUUUACUACGUACUCCAAUAUUAUAGUAUGACAUUGAGAUUAUUCUAUUGAUCUAUACAGGGAAAUAAUCUACAUCAUUACACAAGAAAACUUUUAUUUUGCGUCUUUUUAUUUGUAAAUAAUAAUGUAGUUUUAACACCAAUUAUUGACUCAAUAAAGCUUUAUGACUAUAUUAUUCUCAUGGAAUUUGAAAAUACACUAAAAUGAAUCGAUAUCUGUAGCAUUCAUUGAAAAGCAAUUAUACUGUUUCUAAUAGAAAAUAACUGAUUGAAUAAGUAGGUGCAUCACUCAUAUAUUACGCAUGAUAUAAAUAGAUAAUAAGAAAUGAUACUAUACUAUUAUUAGUAUAACACCUAUUUAUAGUGUUAUUAGUUGAGAGAAACUAAGCUGAAAUAUUAAUUAGUCUAUUUGAAAUUAUUUAAACUACUUUUUGACUGUCCAAUUGCAAGUACCUAUCAUAAAGAUAUUUUAUUGUUGAGUAAGAAUGAGAAAUCGGUAAUGAACACUUUUUUGCUUGUUUCCAACUUUUUUAUUUCUAUUAGACAAGUGGGACCAACCAUAUUUCAUCGUAUGAUUAUGUUUCCUUUUAUAAUGGAACAUUUUUGUAGGACUGCAAACCUAUGCUUUUCUACUUUCGAAUAUGUAAUUUUGAUCAAUCUAUACAUCGUAGAUCAUCUAUUUUUUCUCACGAGAUUGUGUUCUCUCCAGUCAUUUUAAUUUUCAUACACUAGCGUGAACAUUUUACGAGUAUUUUUAUUCUAAUCUCUGAGUAGUUGAUCUGGUGAAAUAAUUGCUAAUAAAAUCUUGAAAAUAUUACUUUCAUUGUGAACAUUUCCAUUUUGAUUUGUGAGCAACAUUACAAAUUCGAAAACGUUAUUGUACCAAGAGGAAAACUAUCUACUUUGAAAACAAAGUAUUGAAUUUAAAUUGAGAAUCAACAUCUUGGUUUAACUACUCAUUGACUUCAAUUUAUAAUGUUGAUUGAAUCUAAUACCGAUAUUUUGCAUUUUCUUCUAUUUGUGUCGUGCAUUCAUUCGCUUGCCCUCUCCUUGUAAUCAUAUUCUCAUAUUCGAUCUAUCAAAUGUGAUUUUUAGAUUCAUUUCCAUUGUGUCCUUAUAAUAUUCAUAAUAGCAAUCACAAUUGAUGAUUUAAGGGUCAUCUAAUAAAAGCUCGUACGGAAUAUUCUGCCAGAUUAUUUUUAUUAGUAAUAGAAACUUACUGUAUACCAACUCUCCAGCGAAUUCGUCUGUGAUUGCUCUGUGAAAUUGAAUAAGAAUUUUCAAAGUAUUGAAAAUUGUAUGAGCACUGGGUGCUUGGUACACUUAAGUCAAUAUUUUAUAUUUUUCCACUAGUGUAUAAUAUAAUAAAUUGUAUUGAAUAGAGAAAGUAACAUGUCCGUUAAUGAAUUUAAUAUAAUAGUUCUUAGUAAUGGCCAGUAUCACUAUGAUGGGUAAGCCUCUCUCUCUCUUUUCAACUUGUAUUUCUGCUGAAUAUUUCUUCAUCUCUUGAAAAUAUUUUGUUGAAGGCAACAAAUUAAGCCCUUCAAGAGUAGGCUAAAUACUCUGAUUUCCCCUGAGUUGAGCUAUUUCUGAAUUUUCAGUCCUUAUGCUUAGAGUGUUACUUGGAAGAGAAAAUAAUUAUUGUAUUUCUUCUUACCAGUAGAUAAAAUCAUCUAACUCAGUGAUAUUCUUAUUUUUUAAGACAAUUUUCAAUUUUUUCCUACAAAGUCUUAAAAUUGACUGCCACUACUGUAAUAUAGUACUCAAAUAUAGAUACGUUUUCAUAACACAAUUGAAUUAUCACAAGUUUUUCAAGAGUUAACUUUUUAAGAAGCCUAAUUAGCUGAAUAAAGUAAUUGUAUUGCGAUAUUUGCGCACUCCUAUAAUAUAUUAAUGUCACCAGUGAAAUAUUUGAUAAUAGGUACCUUUGUUGUCGAAGAGCAAUAAUAGUGUAAUUUUAUUAGUAAUUGAACUUAGUAAAAAAUGAAAGUGCAAAGUAAUAUUAAGCCAUAUUUGCUUGUUAGAAGAGUUGAGCUAUCCCUGGUAUUGUCGUGCAAUUUGUUUAGAAAUUAAGUGCUAAAUUAAUAAAUCAAAUUGUUAUAAUGAUUUAUCGUUAAUCAAACUCUUUUAAACUGUUUAAAUGAUUUUAUCGUUCAUCAAACUAUAUUAAAUUGUUUUAACGAUUUUAUAGUUUAUCAGACUACUUUGAAUUUUUUCGAUUAUUUUAUUGUUUAUCAGACGAUUUUAAAUUAUUCUAAUGGUUUUUUUAAAGAUGUAGUUUUAUGAUUGAUGGUAAAUAUUACAACAUUUCAAUUAUCCUAGAAGAUGUAGGUAAAAAAGUUUUGGUUUUUAUGACAUUGAAUUCACCAAUUUAUCAGACUACUUUGAAUUUUUUCGAUUAUUUUAUUGUUUAUCAGACGAUUUUAAAUUAUUCUAAUGGUUUUUUUAAAGAUGUAGUUUUAUGAUUGAUGGUAAAUAUUACAACAUUUCAAUUAUCCUAGAAUAUGUAGGUAAGAAAGUUUUGGUUUUUAUGACAUUGAAUUCACCAAUUAUUAAGCUGUAGAUUUAAUCACCGCCUUCAUUGAGAUUUAUAAGCACAGAAAAACAUGUUCCUGCAUUUAAUAUUAUCCAUCAACAUUUAUAAUAACUAGAAGAUUGUUAGAUGGUACCGGUUUAUCUAACUUGGUAUGUUUGUGUUACUCUUGUAUAUUUUUAUAUCGUAGAAGUAUUUCGUUUGUAUUUUUUGUAAUGAGUAUUUUGUAUAUACAUUUAUUAUUAGUACCUGGUAUAAUUUCAUUUUCACUUUGUUGAUUCAUAGAUAUAUUUUUAUUUUCGAGUAGAAUUUUAUUGGGUAGAUUGUUUAAUUAACACCUAAAUGGCUUCACGGUGUCUUGUUUCGCAUGAGUUUUUGGUAGUAAUUGUAAUAAAGUAAACACCAAAUUUAUUAUUUGUGUUCAUUUUAAUUUGUUCACGUACUUUGGAAAAUAGUAGUUCCUGAUUCAUAUAUUGUAGAGUUGAUAAUAAGCCUUUUGAGCUAUUUAUUUUUUAUGUAGCCUAUUCGUAAUUCACCAUGAAUUAAAAACUCAUACAAAUUCAAAACUGUUGAGCUUUAUUAUUCUGAUGGAAAGUGCAUAUCUAUUGCAUUUUAAAUCUUAUCGAUUCAAUGAAAUAAUUUUGAACCUUUAUAAUUAUUACAUAUGCAUUCCUUCAAAGGAGGCGUUUAAAGAUGUUAGAUUUCUAUUAUUUAUUGAUUUAAGGUAAUAUAUAAUAACUUGAUAUUUAUAUAGAAUCAACACAAAUGCAUUGAAGAGUUGAGCGUUAUUCAAAUCCAAUUUUUAGUUUUGAUGGAAUUAUUUUGAUAGAUGUUGCAUGUCAACUAGAAAUGACAUAUUGAGAUUUUGUCAAUUUAUUCUUAAGAUUAAUAAGUAGCAAUAUUAAGGAAACCUCAAUUGAAAGAUUGAUAUGUCACUGAUAUAGUUACUGAAAUAAUUAUUGAAAAAUAAGCUAUUAUUUUUUACUUGUAAAUAGGCAUUAUGAUUGAUAAUUGCACUAGAAAAGGUUUAGAAUAUCAGUUUCAUUUCUAAAUAUAUAAAUUAUUAAGGUAGUGAUUAGUUGUUUGAUUAUAGAAGAUUAUUUCAUUUGUAGCUGUUUUUAAGAUUUUCUUGUUAACUGAUUUGUUUGAAAAUAGAACUUCAAAUCCACCGAUUAGAAAGAAUUCCAUUACUAAAAGAGUUGAUGUCAACUUGCUGAAGUUCCACUUAGUUUUAGGAUAAAUUACAUUGAACCAUAACAAAUUUUUGAACUAAAUAAAGAAGUGAAUCAAAAUGAUAAAUAUUUGUUGUUUCACGAUUUGAUGGUUAUUGAAAUGAUAGUAUUGUACAAUAUUAUAACAAUAGUAUUGUGUUACUUGUGGGUUUCUUGUAAUCAGAAAAAUUUCCUUUGACUAAAGUUAGUUUUAACAUUUCAUGAUUGAAGAAACUUGAAAUGUUGUCAAAAAAUCCACUUUAUUUUUGACAACAUUUCAAGUCAUUCAACUAUGGAAAUAUUCAAUAUUCACUCUACAAACUUAAUGUAACAUUUCAACUUGAUGUCAACGGCAGUAUCAACUGUCAACUACAAAUGCUUUUCAAUCCUUUUAACAUUAUAUUUUUGAUUACCCAAGAAUAGAUGAAAAUAAACAGUAAAAUGACAAUCAUGUUUUUGUUUAGUGAAAUCUCAGUAAUUCGAAUUUCUAAAUGAUUGGUACAUUUGUCCAUUAACAGUAGAGUGAAUUUUGAAAUAGUAAUGUUUGCUUUCAAAUCGUACACUUCAAUUGAAAAAAUAAUGAUAGUUUUCUUCAGAAAGAACUGAAUAAAUUGUUUUAUUCUAAAUAUAUUUUUUCAUUUUAGGUGUAGGCUUUAUCGGAAACCUUGAUUAUAUAUUUGUGUUGAAGUUCUACAUAGCCAACAUUUAAAUUGACACAAUACUUCCCAUUGUAGAAAAUUCGUAAAUGUUGAAAUUAACAUUUGAAUGAAGAUUAAAAAAUCUAUCGGAUUGUUUAGAUACAAGGUUUCUGAAUUAAUACAGUCUUUAUCUUAUCUCCUUCGACUAAUCGAUUACAUGCAAAUGCUUUUAUAAAAAUUUAGCUACCAAGCCUAAAAUUUAUUUUAGCACUAGGCUUUUUAUUCAGGAUCAGUCGUAUGCGAUACACACCACGGUAUUUAGAUGAAAAAUUUCUUCUAUAUACCGUGAUACACACUAUUAGUUGUACCUAGAUUAUGUUAGAAUUAGAAAUUAAAUUCGUAGAAACUGUCAUGUAAGUUAUCAUAAAAAAGUUAUCUGAUACUAAAAUUUCAGAAUAUUUUGAUAAUUGAUCAUCACUCAAUUCAGUUGAAAAAUGAAUUAAACAUUUUCUGGUAUUCAUAUGAAGCUUGCACACACUAAUUUUUUAUGCACUGAAUUUGGUUCUAUACCUAAUAUUUUCCCUUUUGCCAAUUUUAACUCACCACGAUAUCAACAUUAUAGUAUCUCAGGUAUAAUAUAAAUCUAUAAUAUUUAAAAUUGUACUUAUUGAGACAAGAAUAAAGUAAGUUUAUGAAUUUCUGUAGUAAUGAUCAAAUUAGUUUUCAACUCAAACCUUAUUAAUUUUAAUUAAGCAUAGACUUUAUUAAUAUGUUGUUAUUUUUAUUAUAAUGAAGCAUUACAUGGCUCUAGAAUUUACUAAUAUUAUUGAAACAUCAGCAAAAGAGCAGAUCAUCAUUGUUUGUAUUUAUGGAGAGAGAUUAUUGUAAAAAUGUUGAUUACAAUCUGAUUCAGAGUUCAUUAAAUUAUACAAUUAUCUACUAUAUAAUACGUUGAAUAAUAUAAGACAUGAGAGAAUCAUUGUCAUUGAAUAAAAUUUUACUAAAUUUAGUAUAAAUAA
This is a messenger RNA of Nilaparvata lugens (brown planthopper), 7952 nucleotides long. RefSeq names its product telomerase-binding protein EST1A (gene Smg6). Gene Ontology annotation, cellular component: telomerase holoenzyme complex. The transcript has 15 exons. Gene Ontology annotation, molecular function: protein binding; telomeric repeat DNA binding; telomerase RNA binding. Lineage: Eukaryota; Metazoa; Arthropoda; Insecta; Hemiptera; Delphacidae. The record is from RefSeq and is a predicted model, not a curated record. Gene Ontology annotation, biological process: nuclear-transcribed mRNA catabolic process, nonsense-mediated decay. The coding region runs from base 38 to 2131 and encodes 697 amino acids.